CCCCAAUCACAUAGCUACAUCCAAGUGCAUAUACGAGUAUUGGGACGGGCACGAUGACUACGCAUAUGCCCAGGAAACCCUAUACAAAGGAAGAGCUUGAAAAGCUCUACCCCAAAGAACUCGAGCUGAAGCUGGUCCAGAUUCUGCUCCGACAUGGCGAGCGAACACCUGUAUCACCACGCUUCCAAAAUACGGGCCUGCCACCCUACUGGGCAUAUUGCAACUCCGCGAAACAAUUAGCGGGUGUUAUUAUGGGGACUGACUGGUCACAAUGGGACCAUCUCAAAUAUCGUCGGAGAAUAGAGACAUUUGGAGCAGACGAUGAACCAGUCGUUGCUGCUGGCCCCAAUGGCGAAUAUGACGCUGUAUGUCAACCAGGCGAACUCACCGACAGAGGACGAGAAACGACGCUAGCACUCGGCCAACGCCUUCGACAUCUCUAUGUCGACCAGCUAGGCUUCAUGCCCAAACUCAUCUCCGACAGUGACAUGAUCUACCUGCGAGCGACGCCCAUCAAGCGGGCUCUGGAGUCGGUUCAACAGACCUUCUGGGGCCUCUACCCCCUCUCCGCCCGCACCGCCUCCUUCCCCGCCCCGACCAUCCUCACCCGCACGCCCGCCGACGAAACCCUCUUCCCCAACGACGGCAACUGCCGACGCUUCGCGCACCUCUCGCGGGCCUUCGCCCAACGCGCCGCCACCCGCUGGAACGACACCGACGACAUGGCGUACCUGUCCCAACUGUGGUCGCGCUGGAUGCCGGGCCAGGCCAAAGUGGCCGUGGACUCGCACCCGCGGCUCAGCGGCAUCAUGGACACGAUCAACGCGACGGACGCGCAUGGAGGGGAUACCAAACUGCCCCGGGAAUUCUACGACGAGCGCGCUAGGGACAUCAUCGAUAGGAUUGCCGUCGAGGAGUGGUUUGCCGGGUAUCAGGAGUCUGCUGAGUAUCGCGCGCUGGGUAUUGGGGCUUUGAUGGGGGAUAUCGUGAGUAGGAUGGCGGGGAAGGCGGAGAGGUAUAGCUCGGCUGGGAUCGAGGAGGUGGGUGGGGAGGAUAGAGGAGGAGGAGAGGAGGUGGGGAGGGGCAGGGGCAGGGGAAGGGGGGGAGAGGUGGAUAUCAAGUUUGCCAUGAGUGGUUGUCAUGAUACGACGCUUGCGGGCGUGUUGACCAGUUUGGGCGCGUUCGAGGGCGAGAAGUGGCCUCCGUUUACGAGCCAUAUCGCGUUUGAACUCUUCCGGAAGAAAGACAACGAGAAAGCGAUCGAACCUGUCACACCGGUUGGACAGUUGGCGUCCAGCAAUGGGAAUCGCAACUUCGACGCUACGAAUCCCGGGUGGUGGGCAGCUCUUUUCGGAGGCUGGGGAAAUGACAAAAAGAACGGGGAGACGAAACCGCAGUCGUUGACAGCAUCGAAGGAGUUCAUAGGCCGCAAGGCCAUGAAUGAGCUUUCGGACAAGCAGAGACGGGAACUCGAGGGGUAUUAUGUACGAAUUCGGUAUAAUGACCGCGUGAUGCAGGUUCCUGGGUGUAGAGUGGAGGGGAACCAUCUCGAGGGGGAUACAACGUUUUGCACGCUGGAAGCGUUCAAAUCCAUCGUCGACAAGUACGUCCCCAAGAACUGGAAGCACGCCUGCGCCUCCAACUUCGAUGCUCCCGAUUUUCCAGAGAAGCCUGAACCCGCCGGUUACUAGUAGGUCGAAAUGCUUUCUCAUAGAUCAGGUGCCAGUAAUCAUGUGUUGCUCUUGGGUGUAAUUAAUUAAACAACAACGAGAAUAUCGGACAUGGUGCCAUGUAACCGCGAAUCCAUCAUAGCUGC
Westerdykella ornata is the source of this 1816-nucleotide messenger RNA. RefSeq names its product phosphoglycerate mutase-like protein. The coding region runs from base 54 to 1691 and encodes 545 amino acids. The transcript has 9 exons. Gene Ontology annotation, biological process: dephosphorylation. Lineage: Eukaryota; Fungi; Ascomycota; Dothideomycetes; Pleosporales; Sporormiaceae. Gene Ontology annotation, molecular function: phosphatase activity. The record is from RefSeq and is a predicted model, not a curated record.